Neogale vison (American mink) is the source of this 4274-nucleotide messenger RNA. It is a transcript of the gene ARSB, whose product is annotated as arylsulfatase B. The transcript has 8 exons. Bases 124 to 1731 code for a protein of 535 amino acids. Lineage: Eukaryota; Metazoa; Chordata; Mammalia; Carnivora; Mustelidae. The record is from RefSeq and is a predicted model, not a curated record.
GCCGCCCGCCGGGGGUGAGAUCCCGUGCGGGGGCGGGGCAGGCCCGGCCGCCCAGUUCCUGAUUCUGCAAGCGGUGCCGGGGGCUGCCGGAGCCACAGGCGCGGGUACCGUACGCGGCGAAGAAUGGGCCGGCGCGGCGCGGCGAGCCUGCCCCGAGGCCCCGGCCCGCGGCGGCCGCUCCUCCCCGGCGUCCUCCCGUUGCUGCUGCGGCUGCUACUGCUGGCGGCCCCGCCGGGCGCAGGCGCCGGGGCCGGCCGGCCGCCGCACCUCGUCUUCGUGCUGGCGGACGACCUGGGCUGGAACGACGUGGGCUUCCACGGCUCCAACAUCCGCACGCCGCACCUGGACGCGCUGGCGGCCGGCGGGGUGCUCCUGGACAACUACUACACGCAGCCGCUGUGCACGCCUUCGCGGAGCCAGCUGCUCACGGGUCGCUACCAGAUCCACACAGGUUUACAACACCAAAUCAUCUGGCCCUGUCAGCCCAGCUGUGUCCCUCUGGAUGAAAAACUGCUGCCCCAGCUUCUAAAAGAAGCAGGCUACGCUACCCAUAUGGUCGGGAAAUGGCACCUGGGAAUGUUCCGGAAAGAAUGCCUUCCAACCCGCCGAGGAUUUGAUACUUAUUUCGGUUAUCUCCUAGGUAGUGAAGAUUACUAUUCUCAUGAGCGCUGUACAUUAAUUGAUGCUCUAAAUGUCACACGAUGCGCUCUUGAUUUUCGAGAUGGUGAAGAAGUCGCAACAGGAUAUAAAAAUAUGUAUUCAACAAACAUAUUUACCGAAAGAGCUACAGCCCUCAUAGCUAACCACCCACCAGAGAAGCCUCUAUUUCUUUACCUCGCUCUUCAGUCUGUCCACGAGCCCCUGCAGGUCCCUGAGGAAUACCUGAAACCAUACAGAUUUAUCCAGGAUAAGAACAGACAUCACUACGCAGGAAUGGUGUCUCUUAUGGAUGAAGCAGUGGGAAAUGUCACGGCAGCCUUAAAAAGCCAUGGGCUCUGGAACAACACGGUGUUCAUCUUCUCCACAGAUAACGGAGGACAGACUUUGGCAGGAGGCAAUAAUUGGCCCCUCCGAGGAAGAAAAUGGAGCCUGUGGGAAGGAGGCAUCCGAGGGGUGGGCUUUGUGGCAAGCCCGUUGCUGAAACAGAAGGGUAUAAAGAACCGGGAGCUCAUCCACAUUUCUGACUGGCUGCCGACCCUCGUGACCCUGGCGGGGGGAAGCACCAAUGGCACCAAACCUCUGGAUGGCUUCGAUGUGUGGAAAACCAUCAGCGAAGGAAGCCCAUCCCCCAGAAUGGAGCUGCUGCAUAAUAUCGACCCAAACUUUGUGGAUGUUUCACCAUGUCCUGGGAUGAGCCUGGCUCCACCAAAGGAUGAUUCUUCCGGCCCAGAAUAUUUUGCCUUCAACACUUCUCUCCAUGCUGCUAUUAGACACAGGAAUUGGAAACUUCUCACCGGCUACCCAGGCUGUGGUUGCUGGUUUCCUCCACCAUCUCAAAACAAUGCUUCUGUGAUACCCUCAUCGGACCCACCGACCAAGACCGUCUGGCUCUUUGAUAUUGACCAGGACCCGGAAGAAAGACAUGACCUGUCAAGAGACCAUCCCCAUAUUGUCAAGCAGCUCCUUUCCCGCCUGCAGUUCUACCACAAACACUCAGUGCCUGUGCACUUCCCAGCACAGGACCCACGCUGUGACCCCAAAGACACUGGGGCCUGGGGCCCCUGGGCGUAAGACUUCUUCAGUCCUGGGGUGCCACACCACCUUUCUAUUACAGGUUGGACUUCAGGCCUUUGCUCCUGUAUCUCUGUUCUCAUUUUCUGUCCCAACUUGGGUUCCCCUGGCUUUCUCUUUGUCCUCAAUCAUGCUAAGUUAUCUCAUUGCAACCCCCAGUGCAUUUAAGAAGCUGAUAAAACCUGGAACACUCCUGUUGUUGGCCAGGGUAUGUGUCUGGGGGAGAGGGUGGCCGAGUUCAACCUCUUGUUCCUGAGCCAUGCGACAGCUGGGAACUUGACUUGAAAUAGGAAGUUCUUAUUGAGUCCUGGAGGCUGGAACAGCUGGCUCUUUUUGCCUUGCAAGUCAGAUGUUAGAUCUCCCUCUGCCAAUAGCUGGGUUUUAUUGGAGUGCCUCAUGUUCCUUGUAACAAAUGUAGGGAGCAGACAGUUUUUAAUGGUUCUGUUGGCCAGGGAAUCUCCCUGUCUGUGAGAGAUCAUGUUCAGGCAUUCCAUGUGAAUAACCCCCCUUGGUUCACCCUUCACUCACUCACCCUGUCACUCAUCUCAUCAUGGAGCAUAAGGCCCAUUUCAUACUUAUGGUCAGCAUGGCAAUCAGCCUGCUUUUUGGUUUUGGUUAUUACAGUAAAGAAAUGUGUUUUUAUCCCGUUUUUUUUCCCCCAGCCAUUGCUCAUUUUGUCUAGACUUCCUGCUAUCCCCUCUCCCCAGUGUUUCUUUUCCCAACCUCCUUUUGACUCAGUCAUCCUAUGCCUGGGAAGGCUGCUUUGCCUCUGCACUCUGAGCACCACUGGUUUUUGGAAGACUGCUGUGCCCUGCCUUCCUCUGGCCUCUAAUGCUGAAGCUAGAGCCCUGCCCAGAGAAGGUGAUCAAGUCUGGCUCUGCAGACAUGCUCAUAGUGGACACAAAGGGGCUGGGCGGGUGAUGCUCAGGUCUGUGUCAUCUGUUUGGGGAAGACUUUUGUAAGUUGCCUAGAGUUUAUUGUCAUGGUUGUGGCUUUGUCUCAUAAUGUAUUACAAGUUGCAUGCUAUUCCUUAGCAAUGAGGAGAAACCCCAGGAAAUAGUAACUUUGUCUUGGGAUGUUGGAAAUGGGAAGUUUGAAAGGAAAUGGCCAGCAUCUGAGAUAAUGGGCCUCAGUAAAGAAAAGGAGGCCACAUCCACGUUUCCCUUAUUUUCACUUUUGCUCUUUGUUUUGAGGUUCUGGGGUGGGGGAAAGAGGAUGUGCAGUUGGACCUGCCAGCCCUUUCUUAGUCCCACUCAUGUCCUACUAAUGCAGAUCAAUCCAGAUUAGCUCUCAAGAAUGUCAGACUCUGAGAACUAUGUGCAAAAUCUAUACUCUUUUUCCCAUGAGCUCCACUGUUUUUUUCACUGCUCGUCACCAAUGCCUGGACCUGUGCCUAUUACAAAGAAAUCAGUCGGUACUUUUUUUUUUUUAAUGAAUGAAUGGACAGUUGAACAAAUGAGAAUGUUGCACACCAUGCAAGUGUAGUGAGCUAAACACAUCCUCCAACUGUUGCUUUUCUGUUUCAAGCUGCCCUCCUGGGGUAGGAGCAGAGUAUGCAUAUGUGGAUGGUCACAGACACUCCAUAGUGAAGCCAUAAUGUCCUCUCCAGGGGGGAAAAGGAGAAACACGCCUGCCAAAGAUACUCUUUUGGCAAUAACCCUCCGUUCUAUUUUUCGUAGGACACUAGAAACUAAAACCAGCCGAUAAUGUGUGAUAGGUCCUUGUGUAGUUGUCCUCCAAUUUAGUAGCAAUAUUUUCUGGUCACUACUAAUAUGCAUAGUAGUAAAACAAGAUGAUUGGAAGGAAAUGGUGCUAGAACUAAAGACACGUAUUACCAACCUCUCCCCCACUCCUGGGCUGGCAAACAGCUGGUCAAAAUGCCAUCACCUAGCACCCCCAUACCUGUGGCAGAUACCAUGAACUAACUGAGCCCACAUGUUUCUCUGGAUCCUUCUAAUCCCAGUGUCUGUUAAUACCAAAAGACUAGAGGCCAUCACUACAGGACACCUGUCCGCCCUCCUUGCUCUGCCCCCAAGGCUGCUCCAUUCUAGUCCAUUGGUGGCCAAGUACAACAGGGGUAUUCUACAUUCUGUGGAUUUAAAGGGACUUAUAAAAAUUAGUUGUUGUAAAAUUAUUGUUUGAGAUUUUAUUUUAUCCCUAAUAGAUAGGUUAGGUUUCAUUAUUCUGUGUAAGAAUGUGAAUAGAUUCAUAUUAAUGUUGUUUCACUCCAAAUUCGCUUUGAAGAAAAGUUUUAUUGACUUAAUUGUUUUUCUUUGUUACUACAUGAUUGCCCCAGAUCUGAGGAACAGAAAGUUACUUUAUCCUUUAAGAUGUGUCAGUGGGGAGUUUCCAUUUGAGCGACGAGAACAUUCUGAAACUGGACAGUGGUGCUGUUGGCACAACAUGCCUCUGAAUUGUAUACUUUAAAGUGGUUAAAAUGGGAACUUUUAUGUAACUUUACAAUUUUUUAACACAUUGGCCCAUUUUAUGGUAUGUAAAUUACAUCUCAAUAAAACAAAUAAAUAAACAUAGCAAAAAUAUCA